This is a messenger RNA of Vitis vinifera (wine grape), 2016 nucleotides long. RefSeq lists its product as uncharacterized. Gene Ontology annotation, molecular function: phosphoglycerate dehydrogenase activity; NAD binding. NCBI's taxonomy places the organism in Eukaryota, Viridiplantae, Streptophyta, Magnoliopsida, Vitales, Vitaceae. The transcript has 10 exons. The record is from RefSeq and is a predicted model, not a curated record. The coding region runs from base 542 to 1612 and encodes 356 amino acids.
CUUCAAUUAUAAAAAAUAAAAAAAUAUUUUCUAUCAAAUCUGAAUGGAAAUCCUUUCUUUGUAUGAAUUUCUUCCAUUUCAAACUCGGAUUUCAAUUUUUUUUUUCCAUCCAAACUGCUUGAGAAAUUUGCCCAUUUUUGGAAAACAAAUUCGAGCACUGUUUUCGAAUGGGCACAACCCAGACGGGUUAAGCCCAAACCAGUACCGGCAAAAAACCCAUUUUCCAGUGAAAAAAUGUCACAAUCGUGCCAUAUGACGGCUAUGGUGGUUUGUAAGCCGGCAUUUGGGAUUGUUUCCAAAGUAGCGUUUCAAUUCUUUAGCAGGUAGCCACCCAAAAUUCGAAUUCCCCAUCAUCUAUUAUCAGAUUCUCUCUGGGUUUCUUUCAUUUUCCUUCAUUGUUUAUUUGUUUCUGGUAGUUGGUGGACGUGUUUGAUUGCUAAAUUUUCAUGAAACUAACAAGAAUUUAGAGGACCCAUUUUCUGGGUUUAAAAUUGUUUCAUUUGCCCCAUUUCUUCUUUUGAGUGUUCCAGGAAAUUGAUUGAUGUGUUUGGAUGCAGUGUUUCCAAGGAAGAUAGAGAAAAUGGUUAAGGAUAGCAACGGUUGCAUCACUCGUCUUCUCUUUUGUGGGCCAAAUUUUCCUGCUUCAAAUAAAUACACUAGAGAAUAUUUACAAAACUACCCAUUUAUCCAGGUGGAUGAUUCUUCCUUUGAAGAUGUGCCUGAUGUUAUUGCUGACUAUGAUAUGUGUAUAGUAAAAAGCAUGCGGCUAGAUUCAAAUAUUAUUUCUCGUGCAAAUAAGAUGAAGCUUAUAAUGCAGUUUGGUGUUGGGCUAGAAGGUGUUGACAUCAAUGCUGCUACAAAAUGUGGAAUUAAAGUCGCUAGAAUCGCGAGUGGUGAAACUGGUAAUGCUGCCUCAUGUGCAGAAAUGGCCAUAUAUCUGAUGCUGGGACUUCUCCGGAAGCAAAAAGAGAUGCAGAUUUCUUUAAAACAGAAAAUAGUUGGAGAGCCUAUUGGUGAUACACUAUUUGGAAAAACUGUAUUCAUUAUGGGGUUUGGAAAUAUUGGGAUUGAUUUGGCAAAGCGCUUGCGACCAUUUGGUGUAAGAAUUCUUGCUACAAAACGGAGUUGGGCCUCUCAGUCUCUAAAUUCUAGCCAAUCAAAUGGGUUUCCCACUCCAAAUGAUAAUGCUGAUGAAUUGGUUGAUGAGAAGGGUGGUCAUGAAGCUAUCUAUGACUUUGCAAGCAGUGCUGACAUAGUUGUUUGCUGCUUGAGAUUGAAUAGUGAAACAGCUGCCAUAAUAGACAAGAAAUUCAUAUCUUCAAUGAGGAAGGGUGGCCUUUUGAUAAAUAUUGCCCGAGGGGGUCUCAUGGACUAUGAGGCUGUUGCUUAUCACCUUGAAUCUGGUCACUUGGGAGGCCUGGGGACUGAUGUUACUUGGACUGAGCCAUUUAAUCCUGAUGACCAAAUUUUGAAGUUCCAGAAUGUCAUAGUCACACCACAUGUUGCAGGGGUUACAGAACAUUCUUAUAGAUCCAUGGCCAAGGUUGUAGGUGAUAUUGCCCUCCAACUUCAUGCUGGGGCUCCUCUGACAGGAUUAGAGUUCGUCAACUGAACCGGUUUAGAAAAUUGGUCAAUUCACUGAAAUUAUUUGAUUCAGAUGCCCAUUUCCUUAUUCAAAAAGUUGAGUAGAUCCUUGUGAUAUUAAAGACUUUAUGUUAGUUUAAAAUUAAUGGAUUUUCACAGGUGAGAAAGAAAUUGGUCACAGGCUGCUCCAUUGCUGUUGUGUUAUGUGCUGAAAUGCAAUUUGAUGGCAGGGAUUAAGCCAAAAACCAGGAAAAUUAAAAAAAGCCAAAACCCAGACUGGUAAGCAGGGAUUAAGCUUAGAAUUAUUGUAAGAACUAUGUGCUGAAAUGCAAUUUGAUGGCUCAAUUUGAUCGGUUGAUAAUCGAUUUUAGAAUCCUGUAGGGCGCUCCUGCUGUUAAUUUGAAAUUUGAAUGACUACCCUAUUUACUUCGA